Procambarus clarkii (red swamp crayfish) is the source of this 363-nucleotide messenger RNA. The record is from RefSeq and is a predicted model, not a curated record. NCBI's taxonomy places the organism in Eukaryota, Metazoa, Arthropoda, Malacostraca, Decapoda, Cambaridae.
GAUAACAAGCCAGAGGAAUGUUCAGUGUGUUUUAACGAUUAUGACGACAAUCAACUACGGCCUCGCACACUGCCGUGCGGCCACACAUUCUGCUCCCAGUGUAUUGACAAUGCUAUCAAGAAUGGUCAGCUGAACUGCCCCAGCUGCCGUGCCGAGCAUGCUGUCACAGCUGCUACUCUGCUCCCAAUUAAUUAUGGUAUGGAAGCCCUUAUCAGAAAACUAAAAGGUAUCAAGGUUGUGCCAGGGGUAACAGUACCAGCAAAACCCAUUAAAACUCCUGCGAGAGGAAUCAGUAAGAAGUUACGUUCCCUGAUGCAGGAGCAGAAGAGCAUCAUCAGCAGCCUCAUUACUAGCUGUGAAGAG